CCCAUCAACCCAUGUAAGAAAAAAAACACCUGCAUCUAGAACAGAUCCAUUUCAUUGCAUUAACUCGUAAGCAGCUUCUCUCAGUAGAAAAAAAAAUCCCAGAAAAAAUGAGGUCAAGCAACCAUUUGAUAGGGUUACUGAAUUUCAUGACAUUUUUGCUGUCGGUAGUUAUAUUGGGCGGCGGAAUAUGGCUGAGCAGCCGAGCCAACAACACCGAUUGUCUCAAGUUCCUACAGUGGCCGUUGAUAGUGAUAGGAGCCUCCAUCAUGGUGGUUUCCUUGGCGGGUUUCGCCGGCGCGUGUUACAGGAACACCUUCUUGAUGUGGUUCUACCUCUUCGUGAUGUUCUUCGUCAUUGCGGCGCUCAUCGGGUUCAUAAUUUUUGCUUACGCAGUCACUGACAAAGGGUCGGGGCGGCCGGUGAUGAACAAAGGAUACUUGGAGUAUUACCUGCCGGAUUACUCGGGUUGGCUCAAAGACCGAGUGGUGGACGAGGGGUAUUGGGCUAAGAUUAGCUCAUGCAUAAGGGAUUCCAAAACUUGUAGCAAGAUGGGAAGAUCCUUUAACGGCGUCCCUGAAACUUAUGAUAUGUUUUCCAUUAGGAAGCUUUCUCCUAUUGAGUCCGGUUGCUGCAAGCCACCUACCGACUGUGGCUAUGUCUAUGUCAACGAGACGCUGUGGAACCCAGGCGGUGGGCUGGUUGGGUCGGACCUUGACUGCUCACGGUGGAGCAACGACCAACAGAUGUUGUGCUACCAAUGUGACUCGUGCAAAGCUGGGGUGCUCGGCAGCCUCAGGAAAAGCUGGAGGAAAGUCUCGGUAAUCAACAUCGUCGUGCUUAUCCUCCUUGUCAUCUUUUAUGUCGUUGGCUGCGCUGCUUUCCGAAACAACAAGAAGAUAGAUAACGAUGAACCGUACGGCCAUGCGAGUAUGACAAAGGCACAACCAAGUCGGAUCCACCUUUAGAAAACAUGGUUACAGUUAAAAGACAUGUAAUGGAAGCUUUACCUCUGUUGAGGAUAUCUGUACUGUUUUUAGGGUUUUUGCAUACCUUUUGUGAAUGGAACAAUUGCAACUUAAAUUUGGUUUUAAUUUUUUCUUA
Hibiscus syriacus is the source of this 1101-nucleotide messenger RNA. RefSeq names its product tetraspanin-3-like. Gene Ontology annotation, biological process: auxin-activated signaling pathway. Lineage: Eukaryota; Viridiplantae; Streptophyta; Magnoliopsida; Malvales; Malvaceae. The record is from RefSeq and is a predicted model, not a curated record. The transcript has 2 exons. Gene Ontology annotation, cellular component: plasmodesma; plasma membrane. Bases 108 to 965 code for a protein of 285 amino acids.